Drosophila teissieri is the source of this 1709-nucleotide messenger RNA. Its product is annotated as protein rhomboid. The record is from RefSeq and is a predicted model, not a curated record. NCBI's taxonomy places the organism in Eukaryota, Metazoa, Arthropoda, Insecta, Diptera, Drosophilidae. Gene Ontology annotation, cellular component: membrane. Gene Ontology annotation, molecular function: serine-type endopeptidase activity. The transcript is spliced from 4 exons. Bases 322 to 1359 code for a protein of 345 amino acids.
GCACGCGCGACUAACGGUUCGCUGGAAAAGUGGUGGAAAACCCCUGCGGAAAAACUAGACAGAAAAGCAACGAGCACUAGCACCGCCAGCCAUUCCAUUUACUGCUCGGAUCCACAGCCGCAGUAACUCGUCGCUCAUCCUCGGAAGGAAUAAAACAGAUCCUGCAUUCUGCAUUCUGCAUCCAGUUCCCAUAAUCCUGCCCCCGGAUGGCCUGAAAAGAGUCAACCAUUUCGUCACCCCUCCCGUUGACAGCCGCCGCCGGGAGCAGACAGCAUUCCGCUCAUCUCACCAUGACAGAAGCCGCCUCAGCCCCAGCCUCAGAUGCUCCCGCUAAGUGGGGCACCGUCACAAGGCAGACGCCCCAAAAAUAGACCCCUCAUCGGAACCGUGGAGCAGGGGGAGAUGCCGCCCAGCAGCACGGUGCUGCAAAUGCCGCCGGCUCCGUCGUCGUCCAAAUCCGGACUGGUGCUGGGCGUCUGCUGUGACCAGCUGAUGGCGGUGCACCCAGUGCAGCGGGCAUCCGGAGCAGCAGCAGCAGUAGCAGCCAAGAGCAGUUCCCCGGAUUGGGGGAAUCAGGGGGCGAAACAUCUUGAAGGGGCUGUCACGACUAGCAAGUGGAUUCCGCCCUUUUUCAUUAUCCUCGCCACGCUCCUCGAGAUUCUCGUGUUCCUGUGGGUGGGUGCUGAUCCACCCGAGGAUUCUCUGCUGGUGUAUCGUCCUGACCAGCGCCUCCAGCUCUGGAGAUUCCUCAGCUAUGCCCUGCUCCACGCCAGUUGGCUGCAUCUGGGAUACAACGUGCUCACCCAGCUCCUAUUUGGUGUGCCCUUGGAGCUGGUACAUGGAUCGCUGAGAACGGGGAUCAUUUACAUGGCCGGAGUUUUGGCUGGCUCUUUGGGUACUUCGGUGGUGGACUCGGAGGUCUACCUGCUGGGAGCCAGUGGGGGAGUGUAUGCCUUGCUGGCCGCCCAACUGGCGAGUCUUUUGCUCAACUUUGGUCAGAUGCGACACGGCGUUUUCCAGCUCAUGGCUGUGAUUUUGUUCGUUUUUUGCGAUUUGGGGUAUGCCCUCUACUCAAGAGAACUGGCGAUGCAGCAACUGCAGACACGACCCUCGGUCUCCUACAUCGCCCACAUGACCGGAGCUCUGGCCGGGAUCAGUGUGGGUCUGCUGCUCCUCCGCCAGUUGGAUGGUGGGCUGCGACCACGCCCACUCCGCUGGCUGGCCCUGGGCGUAUGGUGCCUAUUCAGCGCCUUCGGAAUCGCCUUCAACCUGGUCAACACGGUGACAGCUCAACUCCUGGCCGAGGAGGAGGGUCAGGUGAUCAGGCAGCACCUGAUGAAGGACCUCGGAAUGGGAUGAUCGCAGGCAGGAGCCAAAGGCUGCAUCCCGCUCACAUACCACACACCUCUAUGUCUCCUCUUAUGCCUUAGUCUAGUCACUAGAUCGUAAGACUUUCCCCAGGACAGUGUGCUCAAAUAACAUUACAUCUGUCGGACAUCCUGGCUCCCACUUCAAGAGGGGAUCGCUCAAAAUACUCGUAGCUCGUAAGUCCCAACAUUUAUCUUAUGCCAAUGCCAAAGGAGUGGAGAAGUUCCUGGCGGGAACCGAGCCUGGCUCACAUCAAAGACUUAGGAUCGCGUUUGGGUUGCCAUCUGAUGGAUGGACUCCUCCAUUGAGUUGCCUACUCAGGCUUAAUGCCAAACCAGAGC